This is a messenger RNA of Capra hircus (goat), 1317 nucleotides long. It is a transcript of the gene UBXN10, whose product is annotated as UBX domain protein 10. The transcript is spliced from 2 exons. Lineage: Eukaryota; Metazoa; Chordata; Mammalia; Artiodactyla; Bovidae. The record is from RefSeq and is a predicted model, not a curated record. Bases 82 to 927 code for a protein of 281 amino acids. Gene Ontology annotation, molecular function: ubiquitin binding. Gene Ontology annotation, cellular component: endoplasmic reticulum.
GAGACCCGGGCUGUUUACCCGCGGGCUGGGCCCUGCCACCGACAGCAGAUGGAGCCGCGCGGGGAGGGCUGUUGAGAAGCUAUGGCCACCGAAGCCCCUGUGACUAUAGCCCCCGCUGAAUGCAGCCCUGUUGGCAGCACGGCGACCGACAGCUUCCUUUGGCAGCCAGACUCACUAAACAUGCAUGUCACGAGGCCCAAGUCUGCCAAGGGACGUACUCGGCCAAGGCUGUACAAGCACCUGGGCACAGAGGGUUGUUCUGGCCGCACCCCAGCUUCUCUACCUCCGGCCAUUCCCUGCGAGUCGCCGAGCAGCCAGAAACCUGGAGCCUGCACCCCCAGAUCUCCAGAUCAGGGAGCCCCCAGUGAGAUCCCAGAGCUGCUGCAGCAGGCGCCCUUUGGGGCGUCCUCUUCCCUCAAUAAAUACCCAGUCCUCCCUUCCAUCAACAGGAGGACCCUGGAGGAGGGCGCCCUGGAGACUGUCGCUAAGAAGGCUGGCUCCCUGCAGCUCAGCAGCGCCCAGGCUCUUUCCCAGGAGGAGGCCUGCACCACAAAGAUGGGUGAAAAAGAUCCCCAGGCUCAAACCUGUUCCCCAGAGAGGAGAGUCCUCGUGCAGACCGAGAGACAGACCUCCUCCAGGGCCGGAGACCUGAAAGAGCCAUCAGAUGAAGAGCCAAGGCUGCUGCUCGCCAUCCGCUCACCCUCAGGCCGAAGGUUCAUCCGCCACUUCCGGCCAACUGAUGACUUGCAGACCGUCGUGGCCGUGGCCGAACACAAGAACAAGGCCACCUACCAACACUGUGCCGUUGAGACGAUGGAGGUGCCCAGGAGACGUUUCUCUGACCUCAGCAAGUCUCUGCAGGACUGUGGAAUCCCCAACAAGUCGGUGCUGGGCAUCUCCCAGGAAGAGGGGGAAGGUUGGUCCUGAGUCUGCAGCCAUCGGACUGGGGUCCUGGGUGUCUCAGCGAGGUGCAUGCAUGGGUGCCACGGCCUCCCCAGCAGCUUGCUUCCAAGUGCCAUAUAGACCUGCUGCACCUGUGGCUCUUGGGAUGCCCACCCUCCAAGCAUCUUCUUCACAGCCGUGAAAUCUACACACGCACCAAAUGCGUUGAGAAGAUUCUCUUCCUGUUGUUCAGUUCUCUCCAGCGCUGGAGUGAACUGGCGAGUGACCGAGGCUGCUCCCUGAAGAGCCCAGCCCUCCUUUGCUGCUCAGGUCCUUCCUGGAGCACCUGGUUGCCUUUGCAAUGAACUUGCACUCGCUGGAAGCCAGCGGUUCGCCUUUCUGUAUUUGAUGCAGGAUUAAACACUUCCCAGAGAG